This is a messenger RNA of Notechis scutatus (mainland tiger snake), 730 nucleotides long. NCBI's taxonomy places the organism in Eukaryota, Metazoa, Chordata, Lepidosauria, Squamata, Elapidae. The record is from RefSeq and is a predicted model, not a curated record.
AAGAGUGUCUUGUGAAUGAUUGACAGGUAAACGACAAAGGACGUGAUUGAGAGACAUGUCAGUGCCAUUCCGGAAAGAGUUGGAGAAAUACAAAAAUAUCAAUGAAGAUGAAAUUCUGAACAAACUCUCUGAGGAUGAACUAAAACAGCUAGAGAAUGUCCUUGACGACUUAGAUCCAGAGAAUGCCCUUCUACCAGCAGGCUUUCGACAGAAAGAUCAGACCAGUAAAGGUGCCACGGGACCUUUCGAUAGAGAACGACUAUUGUCCUACUUGGAGAAACAAGCCUUGGAGCACCAAGACAGACCAGAUAUUGUACCUUUUACUGGAGAAAAGAAAGGAAAAACAUUUGUGCCUAAGGAGAGACCAAUAGAGACUCGCGCAGAAAAGAAGGUGACGCUGGAUCCAGAAUUAGAAGAAGCCCUGGCCAGCGCCUCUGAUACUGAGCUGUAUGAUCUGGCAGCUGUCCUUGGAGUUCAUAACUUGGUCAACAACCCUAAGUUUAAUGAAGGAACCAUCGGUCAAGAUGGCAAAGGAAUUGUGAAAAAUGUGGUUAAAGGUGAAAAGGUCAAGCCUGUUUUUGAAGAGCCACCUAACUCAACAAAUGUCGAAGCCUGUUUGCAAAGAAUUAAGGCAAAUGAUCCCACUCUCCAAGAAGUCAAUCUGAACAACAUAAAGGUACUUCUAUCGAAGUCAAUCUCAAUUGUUUCAUCGUCACAGUCUUACUUGUAA